Molecule: messenger RNA, 942 nt
Organism: Cyphellophora attinorum
Lineage: Eukaryota; Fungi; Ascomycota; Eurotiomycetes; Chaetothyriales; Cyphellophoraceae
Exons: 1
Coding region: 1-942 (313 amino acids)
Source: RefSeq, a predicted model, not a curated record
AUGUCCAAUAAUGAACGUUCUAGUGGCGCCUUGCCGUCUUUCGCGUUCGCCACGUUCGGACGGUUGAAGGACAAGGAUAAUGGGACUGGUCUAAAAGAGAGCCACUUCCAAUGUGUCGACUGCAAGCGCCAUAGAUGGUUCACUUGCCAGGGAAAAUUGCCAGACGGUCCAAAUGAAGACGUUUCAAAUCUGUGUCGCGGUUGUCAAGAUUAUGACCCCUCGGAGAAUAACGAGAACGUUGUUCAGUCUGGUCUUGCGAAGCGCUCACGGGCCACCGAGCCUGAGCUACCCCGGAAGAUGACGAAGAUCACAUUCCGCACAUCUCAAAUCACAGAUCAGGAGGUAGAGGAUAGUGGCUCUCAUGGCUCAAACACUGCGGUCGAAGACACUGCAGUCCAAGACACUGCGGUCGAAGAUCUUGUGCGAGAGGUAGAAGAUCGGGCGGCAGAGAUUCCUAGCUCUCAUACCCAGGCUACGGCAGUAGAAGAGCCGGAGCAGGAGGCGAACGAAGAAGAUGAUAGCGCUCUGGCAAUGUACAUCGACGAAGUCAACAAGCGUCACAAAGCCGCGGAGGACACGUGUCAACGAUACCUCGACAACAACGGCAAACUCGCCAUCAAGGUCAGCGACCUGCAGAAGGAGGUCAAGACGUUGCAAGGUGCCAAAGACAAACUCACUCAGGAGAAGAGUUUGGUCGACGAGGAGGUCAAGACGUUGCAAGGUGCCAAAGAAAAACUCAUCCAGGAGAAGAGUUUGGUCGACGAGCAGGUCAAACAGCUUCAACUCAGCUUGAGCGAGGUUGACGAGAGUCUCAAAAAGGCACAGGAGAAGAACAAGGAGUACCGCAAGCGCGAGAACCUUGCGAAGGACUUCAUCAAAAAGAGAAAUGCAUCCGAGCAGGCUUGGGAGAGUACCCACCAAGCUGAGGAACUCGACGGAUAG